AUGAGGAAACUUACAUCUACAACCACCAUUGGGUCGAAGAGGAAGCAUCCCAGCAACAACCAAGCGAAUGAGAAUAGUAAUAUCACUGAUGCAGCCUACGUGUCGCCAAUUGAAUCCAGCCGGAGUGCAGUCAAUAGUAAACCGCUUAUUGGUAUUUUCCAAAGUUCGCUAAGUACGCCAUUAAGUAUUGUGACAAAUGGGUUUGCAAGUAACGGUUGUAUUACAAAUGACAAUAAUAUGCAAAUAGUCGUUGUAGAGCCAGAGAGUCGACCCAUAGAGCAUUGCCGAAAUCUAAUGCAUGAUUUUCAGGAAGUUGUUGAACCGUUACAGGACAAUACGCCCCCAAAUAAUGGUUAUUAUUUUGAUAUUGGUGAUCCAGAUUAUGUUUGCGAGCAUUGUAAUUCGUUUUUUUGGUACAAUGAACGGUCAAGCAAUUUGAAGGGCUCUGAAAAUCCAAAAUACUCUGCAUGUUGUGUCAAUGGGAAGAUAAAGUUGCCAUUAAUGACAAAGCCUCCUCAGAAGUUGCAUGACCUAUUCUUUACAACCAGUGAAAAAAACAAAUGUUUUUUAAAGAAUAUACGGUCCUACAACAACAUGUUCUGCUUCACGUCCAUGGGUGGAAAAAUUGAUAGAACUAUUAAGAACGGAACAUCACCGCCUAUAUUCCGGAUUAAUGGUCAAAAUUUUCAUCGCAUUGGGAGCUUAGUCCCUUCAGUUGGCAUUCAACCUAAAUUUGCCCAGUUAUACAUUCACGAUACAGAAAAUGAGAUAGAAAAUCGAUUCAACUCUUUGAGGGCGCAAAACAAUGGUUCUACAUUGCAUGUUGAGGUAGUACACGACAUUAAGCAAACGCUAGAUGAACACAAUGUGUUGGUUAAGUCAUUCCGAAUGGCCAAGUCGUUUAUUGAAUCUAAUCCUCAAACUCAGAUAAGAAUGAGAUUAAUAGGGAAGAGGACCAAAGAUGCCAGAACUUAUGCGCUUCCAACUACAUCCGAGGUUGCCGCUCUCAUUGUUGGAGAUAUAGACCCUUACAUGGGACAACGUGAUAUUAUUGUCGAGUCUAGAUCAGGAGUCCUGAAACGAAUAAGUGAAUUAAACCCAGCUUAUUUACCAUUGCAAUACCCAAUAUUAUUUCCGUAUGGAGAGGAUGGUUUCAGGGAAGAUAUAUAUUUUGCUACACAGGGUACUAAAAAAGACUUUUCAAGAAAGAGUGUUUUACAAAGAGAGUACUUCGCGUUCCGUAUACACGAAAGAUCAAAUGAGAUCUCAACUAUAAUGUAUGCUAAAAGGUUAUUCCAGCAAUUCUUGGUUGAUGCAUAUACUAUGGUUGAAUCUUCGAGGUUACUCUAUAUUCGGUUAAAUAAAAAAGCUUUGAGGUGUGAGGCCUACAAAGGACUCUCUGAUGCGCUGACGCGAGGUGAAGUUCAACCCAGUUCUCAAGGUAAAAGAAUCAUAUUACCAUCAAGUUUCACUGGAGGAGCAAGGUACAUGAUACAAAAUUACCAAGACGCCAUGGCAAUUUGUAGAUUUUUAGGCUAUCCCAAUCUUUUUAUUACAUUUACAUGUAAUCCUAAAUGGCCUGAGAUAGAACGCUUCUUGGAGAAAAGAAACUUGAAAGCUGAAGAUCGCCCGGACAUUGUUUGCCGUGUUUUCAAAAUGAAGCUAGACUGUUUAAUAAAGGAAAUAAAAAAUGGGAAACUAUUUGGUCGCGUAAAGGCAGUUAUAUACACAAUUGAGUUCCAGAAACGUGGUCUUCCGCAUGCUCACAUAUUACUAUUCCUUCAAGCGAACAGCGAAUUUGCUGACCCGGCCUUUAUGGACACGAUCAUUUCAGCCGAGAUCCCCGACAAGGUGACAGAGAAUGAAUACUACAAACAUGUUGGAGAAUUCAUGUUGCACGGCCCGUGUGGUGCUGCCCGAAUGAAAUCCCCGUGCAUGGCAAAUGGCAAGUGUUCAAAGCAUUUUCCAAAAAGAUACAUUGAUGCAUCGCAUUUUGACCAAGAUGGUUACCCGUUGUAUCGAAGGAGGGAUGAUAAGAGGACAAUAAAAAAAAAUGGAAUAGAUUUGGAUAAUAGAUAUGUUGUACCACAUAAUCGGUACUUGCUAUUGAAAUACAAAUCACAUAUUAAUGUUGAAUGGUGUAACCAAUCCAGGUCAAUCAAGUACUUAUUCAAGUACAUAAACAAGGGCAACGACCGGGUCACUGCUGAGUUUUAUAAGGCUACGAUCGAUGGAGCUGGUAACGAGAUUGUCGAUGAGAUAAACAUGUACUAUGAUUGCAGGUACGUAUCUGCAUGUGAGGCAACAUGGAGGUUGUUUAGUUUCGAAGUACAGUACAGAACUCCCCCGGUUGAGCGAUUAAGCUUUCACUUGCCGGACUGCCAGUCAGUUGUUUUCCAAGACGAUGAUACGAUUGAUAAUGUCCUCAAUAGGGAAACCGUUGGACAAAGUAUGUUUAAUGCAUGGUUUGUAGCCAAUCAGAAGUUCAAAGAAGCGAGUUUACUGACGUAUAUCGAGAUGCCUACCAAAUUUGUUUGGAAGAAGGACAUCCGUGAAUGGCAUCCAAGAAAGAAGGGUUCCUCAAUUGGUAGAAUAUUCUAUGUGCCUCCAGCUUCAGGCGAAAUAUAUUAUUUGAGGUGUCUAUUGAACAUAGUCCGUGGUCCGACAAGUUUCAAAGAUAUUAGGACAGUUAACGGUGUUGAGUACUUAACCUUUAGAGAUGCGUGUUAUGCUCAUGGAUUGUUAGACAAUGAUAAGGAGUACAUUGAUGCUAUAAAUGAAGCAAGUUAUUGGUCAAGUGCGCAUUCAUUGAGGAAGCUAUUUGUUGUCUUACUAACAUCAUCAUCAAUUAUUAGACCCGAAAAUGUUUGGAAUCAAGUGUGGGAACAUUUGUCUGAAGAUGCUCAACAUUAUCAAAGGAGAGUAUUAAAACAACAAGAUUUGGUCUUAACAGAGGAAGAGAAAAAGAACUUUGCAUUAAUUGAACUGGAAAACCUGUUGGGUCAACAAAACAAGUCUUUAAAAGACUACCCCCCGAUGCCAACACCAAGUACUGAUAAUUCACGUUUGUUUCAAAAUCGAUUGGUGUUUGAAGAGUUGUCGUACGAUUCGGAACAGUUGAAGGCAGAUUCUGAGGUCCUUUGUGCCAAACUAACUGAAGAACAAGGUCUCAUAUAUGAUACUGUUAUCAAAGAUAUUGAAAACAAGAAGGGUGGCUUAUUUUUUGUUUAUGGUUAUGGUGGAACAGGAAAGACUUUCCUGUGGAGAGCGUUAUCAGCUGCAGUCAGAUGCAAAGGACAAAUCGUUUUAAAUGUCGCUUCAAGUGGCAUAGCUUCUUUGUUGCUACCAGGUGGCCGGACUGCACACUCGAGGUUUGCAAUACCUAUUGCAAUAAAUGAGGACUCUAGCUGUAACAUUAAGCAAGGUAGCGACCUGGCUGAGUUGCUGAUCAAGACGAGCUUGAUAAUUUGGGAUGAAGCUCCCAUGAUGCAUAAACAUUGCUUUGAAGCUUUAGAUAGAACCAUGCGCGAUUUGUUGCGUUUUGUAGAACCUAAUAGUGAAAUGAAGACGUUUGGUGGUAAAACAGUUGUACUGGGUGGAGAUUUCCGUCAAAUUCUUCCAGUAGUUCCCAAAGGUACACGGCAAGACAUUGUUUCUUCAGCGAUCAAUUCAUCAUACCUAUGGGAUACUUGCAAAGUCUUAAGGUUGACUAAAAACCUCAGGCUCAGCUCGGUACCAAAUGGUGGAAACCGGCAUGCAUUACAAGAGUUUGCUGACUGGAUUGCCAAUAUUGGCGAUGGGAAGCUUGGUGGCCAGAAUAACGGGUUUGCAGAAAUUGAAAUACCAACGCACAUGUUAGUAUCAUCCGGGGGGGACGACAUUAAAGCAAUUGUGCACAGUAUAUUUCCUAUGUUUGCAAGUGGGAACACUGACCCCGAGCACCUGUUGGGUCGUGCCAUAUUAGCACAGACGCUCGACGUUGUCAACGCUGUUAAUGACUAUAUGACUGAGUUGCACAAUGCCGAAAGUAGGUCAUACUAUAGUUCAGACACAGUAUGCAAAGCCGAUGGCGAUAACGGUAUAUUUGGAGACGUACACACACCGGAGUUUCUAAAUAGCAUUCGGGUUUCAGGUCUACCAAAUCAUACACUGACCUUGAAAAUCGGAUCACCAGUAAUGUUAAUGAGAAAUAUUGACCAUUCACUUGGUUUGUGCAAUGGAACUCGGUUGAUAAUCACAAAGCUAGCAGAUCAUGUGAUUGAAGGCGAGAUCCUGACUGGUCCCAACAAAGGUACAAAAGUGUUAAUCCCCCGAAUGUCAAUGGCACCCUCGGAUCCAAGAUUGCCGUUCAAGUUUCAACGAAGGCAAUUCCCAUUGAUGCUUUCAUAUGCGAUGACCAUAAACAAAAGUCAAGGCCAAACGUUGACCCAUGUAGGUUUAGUACUAAAGAAACCGGUUUUUGUACACGGUCAGUUGUACGUAGCUGCAUCUCGGGUUAAUAAUCCAGACGGUCUCAAAAUAUUUAUAGCAAAAGACUCAAGUUCAACUACAACCUCAACCACUAAUGUUGUAUAUCAUGAAGUUUUCAAUAAUUUGUAG
Molecule: messenger RNA, 4599 nt
Organism: Ipomoea nil (Japanese morning glory)
Lineage: Eukaryota; Viridiplantae; Streptophyta; Magnoliopsida; Solanales; Convolvulaceae
Exons: 7
Coding region: 1-4599 (1532 amino acids)
Biological process (GO): DNA repair; telomere maintenance
Molecular function (GO): DNA helicase activity
Source: RefSeq, a predicted model, not a curated record